GGCCUUCGUGGGUUUUGCUGUGGUUUUGGGUAUUAAUUCCUGGAAGCAAAAGGGAAAAAGUUUAGGAGUGUAGAUUUUUAUUCUUGCAGGUUAUUCAUGGUAAACAGUCAUGCCUUUGUUGUGUGUUAACACAGGUAAAACUGUUUGAAGUUGAUCGACGUGUCCAGUAAAACUUAGCGGAAGUGAAUGGUGCGCACGACGCAAGUAACUGUCAAAACAAACAUAAAAUGGUCUAUUGCUUUUGUACACGUUCAGCUCAAGUGUGAGGGUCUGUAUUUCAUCUAUGCUACUACCAAAAUAACAACAUGUGGUUGAAGCUUUGUUUGCUGCUUAUCUAUGUGACAUUUUUAUUCAUCAUAGCUCGGUUUAUCGAGGCUGUAACAUGGUAUGAAACAGGUUCUUUAUCAAGACGCCUUCUUGAUCCAAUGACCCUGUCAGUGAUGAAAUUAAAAGCCUUGUUACAUCAGAGAGGGGUUACCUAUGAUGGAGUUGUUGAGAAAUCUGAUCUGACACAACUUGUUGAAUCUACAGGGCCUGCUAUGGAAGAUGAAGUUGAAAUGUCUUUAAUGGAAGAAGAGACCAGUGUAGAAACAGUUUUCGAGUCAGGAGCACAUUUUUACGAGCAAGUUGAAGAUGCUAAAGACAGUGUGUGGAUUAUCUCAGUGAUAUGGGGUGAUACUCUUAACCACAGAUUUAUAUCAGAGACAGUAUGGAAAUCUAUUAAAAAAAGAGUUUCCAGAUUUGGUAUAAGAGCAGGAAUAAUGGAUUGUGGCAAAUACCCCAAGUACUGUCAUAGGAAAGGAUUUAGUACACCAAGACUCAUGAUGGCUGUCCCUCAAGAUUUCAAGACAAAAGCAUCUGUUAAAAUGUAUACAUAUUAUGGCCCUGCUCGAGAAUCAAAUAUAAAUAGAUGGAUUCAUGAAAGAAUUGAUGAAAAAGUAAAUACUGUGAAAAGAUUCAAGGAAUUCAAGUCUGAUUGGCUGUUAUAUAAACACAGUUUUUUAAAUCCAGAAAUACGCACAAUAUUAUUUUCGAAAGGACUUACCAUGCCUAUGUUUUAUUCUGCUCUUAGCUUGAAAUUUCCUGGUCGUGUACAAUUUGGAAAAGUUGAUAUGCGAUCAUCAAAUGAAGAAUUUAAACAUUUUUUAUGGAAUAACUCAAAGGUUUAUGGAUCAUUACCUUAUUAUUUGAUCAUUACACCAGAAGAUAAGUUUGUCUAUGGCUUAAAAAGAGGAGAGUAUUUAACAUAUGAAAGUUUAGAAAUAUAUUUAAAAUGUCUAUAUCCAUCUCUCAACGAUUUAUUUAUUUUAUCAUUUGUUAUUGUUAAUGUUAUGAGUUGGUUUGAGUUUUUUGAGGUUCAGGGAACUCUAUUUAAAAGAUUGAGAAAGUUACUAUGGUGUGCUUUAAAAUAUAAUGUUUUGUUAAUAAUGACAUGGUUACCAUUAGUUGGGAUAUUCUCAUUACCAAAUUUGGACAAGUUAACCAUGUUUGGUUUGAAAAUAGUGCGUUUAAUUUCAACUUCCUCUCUGGCUAGCCUUUUACGACAAGAUAUCUUUUUUUAUACUGUUUAUAGUCGCUGUUUGGCUCUAUCAUUUCUUCUCUAUACUUUUCUCAUUGGAUUAGUUCAGUACAUGAAACAAGAUGUUGUGACAAACGAAAAUAAUGGUGAAGAAGAGGAAGACCUGUGGAAUUUCAAUCAGAUGAGAACAUUACAACAUCUGUUUCGACCAGCAGAUAGUAUAGGACGAUUAGAAUCCGGACUAAAUCGCUUUGGUGUGGUCACUUCAACACUUUGGUUACAACCAUCUGGCUCAUUAGAGUACAUUCAACAACUUCCAACUUGGCAAUUUCAUAUUAAUAAUGUACACUGUGUCAAUGAAAAUCCAACAGAAAUGAAAGAAAUAGUACAAAAUGAAAAUCUUGAUAUGUUAAAAGAAGAUGAAGUGUUUUCAGAAAAGGAAAUUGUGCAAUCUGAAAAAUUUAUGGAAGAUAUCAAAUUAAAUUUAUCAUUUCCACCUGGGUAUCUACCUAAUACCCAGUGUGUUAUCUGUCUUGAUGAUUAUGAAAAUGGAAUUACAUUAUGUGGUUUACCAUGUGGACAUUCAUUUCAUGAGAAAUGUAUCCUCUCCUGGUUGAAUCGAGACAAUCAUUUUUGUCCAACUUGUCGAUGGCCUGCUGAUCAACCUAAAAAAGAUACUCUGCAUCUUCAUUGUGAAUAA
Lottia gigantea (owl limpet) is the source of this 2219-nucleotide messenger RNA. RefSeq lists its product as hypothetical. The coding region runs from base 306 to 2219 and encodes 637 amino acids. Lineage: Eukaryota; Metazoa; Mollusca; Gastropoda; Lottiidae. Gene Ontology annotation, molecular function: ubiquitin-protein transferase activity. The transcript is spliced from 3 exons. The record is from RefSeq and is a predicted model, not a curated record. Gene Ontology annotation, biological process: protein ubiquitination. Gene Ontology annotation, cellular component: endoplasmic reticulum.